Beta vulgaris subsp. vulgaris (sugar beet) is the source of this 5797-nucleotide messenger RNA. Its product is annotated as protein PHYLLO, chloroplastic. Gene Ontology annotation, molecular function: thiamine pyrophosphate binding; 2-succinyl-5-enolpyruvyl-6-hydroxy-3-cyclohexene-1-carboxylic-acid synthase activity; 2-succinyl-6-hydroxy-2,4-cyclohexadiene-1-carboxylate synthase activity. The record is from RefSeq and is a predicted model, not a curated record. The transcript has 28 exons. Gene Ontology annotation, biological process: amino acid catabolic process; menaquinone biosynthetic process. NCBI's taxonomy places the organism in Eukaryota, Viridiplantae, Streptophyta, Magnoliopsida, Caryophyllales, Amaranthaceae. Bases 79 to 5193 code for a protein of 1704 amino acids.
UAUCCAAAAUCCUCCCCCCCUUCAUAAUCAAUUCAUCAUCCUCUUUCCUUCACUUUCCUCUCACAAACCCCAAACACCAUGAACACUCGCAUAAUUCCCCCAAAUUGUCUCUCCUCACCCUCCCCAAUUUUCAAAUUCCACAAACCUAAACCCAAUCUCUCUCCUAAACUUCCAUCUUCCUCCACCAAUUUCCAUUUCUUCCGUUCUCUUCUCCUUCACCAAAACACCAUUCUCAACUUUUUGCAGGUGAAUCGGGCAAUACAUUUGAAUAACUCGUUUAACGCGAUGGAAGAUGAACACAGUGGUGAUGAUUUGGUGAUUGAGGCGUCUCUUACUCGAAUUCUUCCGCCUGCUUUGACAUUGGAGCAUGGACUUGUUGCUUUGAAAGAUGCGCUUCAUGAGUUUAAGCUUAAUCCUCCUUCUUCUACUAGUGGAUUCAUCAGAUUUCAGGUAGCUGUGCCCCCUAGUGUGAAUGCUUUGGACUGCUUCUGUUGCCAGCCUGACUCAUCAGAAGUGUUUCCUCAGUUUUACAUGUCCAAGCAUUUCGAGAAUCUAACUCAUGAGUCGGCUUUCUUUAGCAAGACUCAUGGUGUUUUUGGAAUAGGAGCUGCAAUUUCCUUUAUACAAUCACCUUCUAGCUCUGAUGAGUGGAACUCAUUUAGAAGAUAUCUGUUGGUUGAUUCACUCAAUAUAACAGCCUAUGGCUUCAUUGAUAUUAAUUAUGACAUGAAAUCUUCUUUAAUGAAGCACGACCCUGGUUCACUCUACUUUAUAAUCCCUCAGAUAGAACUCAAUGAAUGUGAAGGCUUCUGCUUACUAGCAGGAACACUUGUUUGGAGUGACCCUUUCUUGUGUAAUUUCGAGCAAACUCUUCAUUCUUAUGAGACAUCUCUCUUCCAGGUGAUUAAUCAUCUUCCAGCUAUGCAAGAGACUUGCUGUGCAAACUUUAUGCACUCUACUGUUCAAAAGUUCGGUAUAGUCGAGGAUGAAAACUUGGAAAUGGUUUACACGAAUGCCCAGGCGUUGGGAGGUUACAAUAGUGCAGCUAGUAUUGUGGAAAUGGUAUCCCCUUCUUCCUGUGGUCCAUCUUCAUGUCAGUUCAGCAUUAGGCUUUCCGAAAAGACUGCCGUUUCCAAAAAUAUGUUGGAUGAUAGUAUUGUAACCAGUUCUAUUCUGCAAGACUGUGCCAACAUCAAUUCUGUUUGGGCAUCGCUUAUUGUUGAGGAAUGUUCUCGACUAGGCUUAACGUACUUCUGUAUAGCUCCAGGAUCAAGAUCAUCUCCUCUUGCAGUCGCAGCAUCUACUCAUCCUCAUAUAACUUGUAUCGCAUGCUAUGACGAACGUUCACUUGCAUUCCAUGCCAUUGGGUAUGCUCGAGGAUCUCAGAUACCUGCUGUAGUUAUUACGACGUCUGGAACUGCAGUUUCAAAUCUUUUCCCAGCUGUUGUGGAGGCUAGUCAAGAUUUUGUACCUCUGGUAUUACUUACUGCUGAUCGGCCUUCAGAAUUGCAUGCAGCUGGAGCAAAUCAAGCUAUAGAUCAGGUCAACCAUUUUGGUUCAUAUGUAAGAUUCUUCUUCAAUCUUCCGGCACCAACAGAUCAUAUCCCUGCAAGAAUGGUUCUCACAACUGUUGAUUCGGCUGUCCAUUGGGCUACUUGUUCACCAUGUGGUCCUGUUCAUGUCAAUUGUCCUUUCAGGGAACCAUUGGAAAAUAGUCCCCAAAUUUGGAUGAGAAGCUGUUUAGACAAACUAAAUAUCUGGAUCUCAAGCUCUCAACCUUUUACAAAAUAUAUCAAAGUGCAACCUUCUAAUGCAUAUAAUCCCACCUAUGGUUUAACUGCUGAGGUCGAAAAGGUGAUCAAGAAUAGUAAGCGUGGGCUUUUAGUAAUUGGUGCUAUACACAAAGAAGAUGAAAUGUGGGCGGCUCUUGUAUUAGCUCGACAUCUUUCAUGGCCUGUUGUUGCGGAUAUCUUGUCAGGCUUACGAUUACGAAAGCUGUUGACUUCUUAUCGUGAAUAUGAGGAGAACUUUGUUUUUCUUGACCACUUUGAUCACGUGCUGCUCUGUGAUACCGCCUGGCAAUGGGUGGAACUGGAUGCAAUUGUACAGGUUGGGAGUAAAAUAACAAGUAAAAGAAUUUCUCGGUUUUUAGAACAUUGCUUUCCUUGCUCGUAUAUAAUGGUUGACAGACAUCCUUGUCGACAUGAUCCCUCACAUAUAGUGACACACAGGAUCCAGAGCACAAUCUCUCAAUUCGCUGGGUGUCUGCUGAAAGUUAUCUUUCCAUCUAGAAACAGCGAAUGGUGUAGGUUCCUGCAAGUGGUGAAUUCAGUGGUGGCAUGGGAGUUGUCAUUCCAAAUCUGCUCUGAGUACUCACUGACUGAACCUCAUGUUGCACAUACACUUUCAGAAGUAGUUACUUCUGAUACGGCUUUGUUUAUUGGAAAUAGUAUGGCUAUUCGUGAUGCAGACAUGUAUUCUCAAGGUGUUUUAAAUUGCAUUGGUAAAUCUUCUCAGUUGGCAUUACCCUGUCGCUCGAUUCACAUUGUGGGCAAUAGGGGAGCUAGUGGUAUUGAUGGUUUGCUGAGUACAGCUGUUGGUUUUUCUGUUGGAUGCAAGAAAAGAGUACUAUGUAUAAUGGGAGAUGUUUCUUUUCUACAUGACACAAAUGGGUUGUCAAUCUUGAGCUUUAGGAUGAGGCGGGAACCUAUUACAAUACUUGUCAUAAACAAUCAUGGUGGUGGGAUCUUCAGUUUCCUACCAAUUGCAGAAAAAACUGAAGCUGAAAUUUUGGAGAAGUAUUUCUACUGCAAUCAUAGCAUUUCGGUUAACAAGCUGUGUGCUGCACAUGGUGUGAAGCAUUUGUUGGCAGAGACAAAAUUGGAACUUCAUGAAGCUUUAAAAACAUCCAAAAAGUCUGACACAGAUUGUGUCAUAGAAGUUUCAGGCUCUAUCAACAGUAAUGCGGUGUUUCAUAGUGUCUUGAGAAAUUGUGCUGCUCAAGCGGCAUCUCAUGCUUUCACUACACUUAUGCAACUUUCUCCUCCAGAAGCUGCUCAACGUGAUUUUUUCUACAAGAUUUCCAAAGUGGAGUACUCCUUUUAUGGAGUCAACCUAGCUGCUCCACCGACUUCAGUCUCCCGCGACGUUAGUCCGUCAAAUUUUGUUAGAGAAGGCUUUGUUUUAGCAUUGACUCUUGAUGAUGGAAGUACUGGGUUUGGUGAGAUUGCCCCCCUCGAAAUUCAUGAAGAAAAUUUGCAGGAUGUGGAAGAACAAUUGCGUUUCCUUGUUCAUGCUCUAAAAGGAGCUACUAUUAGCUAUCACCUUCCCUUGUUGAGGGAGUCGUUUUCUGUGUGGAUGUGGAGAGUUAUUGGAGUCCUGCCAGGUUCUAUAUUCCCAAGUGUUCGAUGUGGCUUAGAGAUGGCUACUUUAAAUGCAAUAGCUGCAAGACAAGAUAGCACUCUGUUUGGUAUACUCUGGCCUCAACCACAUCAAGGCAAAGUCGUAGACCAGCCGGCAGCAAACAUUGAUAUCUGUGCCCUUGUUGAUUCUGAAGGGAGUCCAUCAGAAGUUGCGGAUAAUGUGUUGGGACUUGUUGAAGAAGGAUUCCGUGCUGUAAAAGUGAAAGUGGCUCGCAGAGCUGAUCCAGGGGAGGAUGCUGCAGUUAUAAAGGAAAUAAGACGGAAGGUUGGUGCAGAAGUUGAACUUCGCGUGGAUGCUAACCGCAAAUGGACCUAUGAAGAAGCAAUCAAAUUUGGCUCUCUUGUGAAGGAUUGUGGCUUGCAAUAUAUUGAGGAACCAGUUCAAUGUGAAGACGAUAUUGUGAGGUUCUGCCAAGAGACUGGCCUGCCAAUUGCACUGGAUGAAACUAUUGACAAAAUUCAGGGAAAUGUUCCUGAUUCUUUGGCCAGAUUUACACAUCCAGGAAUAGUGGCUCUUGUGUUAAAGCCAAGUGUUCUUGGCGGCUUCGAAAAUGCAGCAGAAAUUGCAUGGUGGGCAAACAAUAAGGGAAAAUUGGCUGUUGUCAGUUCAACCUUCGAAACUAGUCUUGGAUUGUCUUCCUAUGUUCAGUUUGCAUGUUAUCUUGAGACGAGAAGUGCAGAACUAUCUCGGGCAUUAGAUAAGAAACCAGAGAAAUGUGUUGCUCAUGGUCUUGGAACGUACAAAUGGCUUGCAGAAGAUAUAACACUUGAUACACUUGUCAUAUGUCGACAGCCUAAAGGUAGGUAUUUGGGAGCAUCUGUUGAUAAUGCUGAUCGUGUACUCCACAAUUUCCGAAUGAAUUGCAAUGCUAUCUCACAAAGGUCUAUCGAAGAGAAUGUAUCUAUAUAUCAGCUUGUUGUGGAAGUAGCGGAUAUUUCUUAUGUGAUCAAGGUCCAAGAGAUGGGCGAAAGCAAAGAUAAUAAUGCACUUCUGUUUCUUCAUGGUUUCCUGGGCACUAGUGAAGAUUGGAUCCCAAUCAUGAAAGGGCUCUCAGGAUAUGCAAAAUGCUUCUCCGUUGACCUUCCUGGUCAUGGAAAAUCAAAAAUGCAAUCAAGUGAUAGUUACAGAACAACCGGAGGGCAAAGUUUAUCAAUUGAAGUAGUUGCUGCAGUAUUGAGCCAGUUGAUAAAUAAAAUUUGCACGAGAAAAGUCACUAUUAUUGGUUACUCUAUGGGAGCCAGGAUAGCAUUGUACAUGGCAUUGAGAUUCAGUGGCAAGAUUGAUGGAGCUGUAGUGAUUUCUGGAAGUCCUGGUUUAAAAAAUGAGACAGAGAGAAGGAUCCGUGCAGCAAAAGAUGAUUCUCGUGCGCGUUCCCUCAUCUCCUUUGGUUUGGUGCCUUUUCUGGACAAUUGGUACCAUAGUGAUUUGUGGAUGAGUUUCAGGGAACACCCAAAGUUCAAGAAGAUCGCAGCAAGUCGCUUAGAGCAUGAUGAUAUCCAUGGUCUCGCAAAAUCUUUGUCUGAUCUGAGUGUAGGAAGGCAACCGCCGUUAUGGGAAGACUUGAAAUAUUGCAAAAUACCACUUAUGUUUGUUGUUGGAGAAAAAGAUGCGAAAUUCAAGAAUAUUAGUCAGGAUAUCUGCCGUGAAAUGGGUCAAGCUACAAAUCAUGAAACGGUUGAAGUUCCUAACAGUGGACAUGCAGUUCACCUGGAAAAUCCUCUUGCUAUUAUUAGACUAGUGAGACAAUUUUUGACAAAACAAAGCUUUUGAGGAACAUUGAAGUUUGCUGGAUCAAGUGAGAGGCUUCUAAUAAUUGUCCACAUUCUACUACAAUCAUGUGGAAGGUGCCCCAUAGAGAUUUCUCAAAUGAUAUAAGAUAACAUCAGUUCUAUUGUCUUUUUUAAAGAAAUGCUUCUGUGACUUUAUGUGCUUCUUACUUUUUUGGGUAAGGCUAUUCGGUACUUGUGACCAGAAAUUCUUCUUUCUAGAAUCGUUAUACUAGAGUCGAUUCGACAGCUUUUGUUAGGAUUCUAUAUAUGAUAUGUAUUAGGAUUAGGGUUGUUACUCCUAGUAGGACUCUCUAAAUAAGUUGUAUAAAUAUAUUCCUAUGAUGAAUGAGAAAUGAAAUUGGUCAUAAUUUAGCAUGGUAUCAAGAGCCUAACAAAAUUUUGUCUCCCACAAAAGAAAAAAAAACAAAAAAAAAAAAAGAAAACAAAACAAAACCAAAUAUCACCAAAUGAACCAUUGCAGACCAACACAGAAACCACCAAAGAUAAUCGAAACACCCUUGAACCCAGCCCAAACACCACCUCCCAAACUUACCCCCGCACACCGGAAUCACCAUAGCAGGCCGAAACCGACCCCCUAUGACGCU